Messenger RNA from Aspergillus thermomutatus, 1020 nucleotides. RefSeq lists its product as uncharacterized. The transcript has 4 exons. Lineage: Eukaryota; Fungi; Ascomycota; Eurotiomycetes; Eurotiales; Aspergillaceae. The coding region runs from base 1 to 1020 and encodes 339 amino acids. Gene Ontology annotation, molecular function: protein binding. The record is from RefSeq and is a predicted model, not a curated record.
AUGGCAGAAAUGAUUCUCCUAUCGCAAGGGCUCGACGUGAAUGCGAAAACCACAAGUGAGGCUACACCAAUUAUAGUAGCCGCAGCGCGGAACCAUGCUGAAAUUGUGAAGAUUCUGCUUCGUCGAGGUGCUGCUGUCAAUGUCGUUGAUCACUACGGAUGGACACCACUGUACGGAGCAGCGCAGAAUGGAAAUAUGGAUCUGGUAAAGCUUCUGCUCACUCAUGGCGCGAUUCCUAACUGUCAAGAAUCACCGUAUCUACUGCAUGCGAGCGUGCACCUUGGGCGAAGUGAGCUGAUUCGAUUGCUCGUCGAUCUUGAUCCUAAUAUUGACUUCAAAAAACCUGCUUAUGCAGAUGCCCUGCAGCUUGCAUGCACGGCAGGUGACAGUGUAGCCGUUGAAUGUCUGACACGUGCUGGAGCAGACCUCACUAUGAAUGGGGAAAAUAUGUCUGCAUCUGCCCCUCUUGUGAUGGAUGAGGACUCGCUGACGGUGAGAUAUCAUGGCAAGGACGAUGACAGCUAUAGGGUGGCAGCGGCAGUUCGAGCGAAUCACCCCAUUCCUCUCCUAUACCUGAACUUUUACUUUGAGAUCACUGUAAUCGACGACGGAGAUACAGGAGAAAUCGGUCUGGGUGUUUGCAGUGGGUACACAACUCUUGAUGUAUUGCCCGGGCGAUUUGUUUCAUCCUGGGGAUACCACGGUGACGAUGCAAAACUGUAUGAGGCAUCAGAUCAGGGAAAGCCUUAUGGUGAGAGAUAUGGGACAGGAGAUGUUGUGGGAUGCCUCGUCACACCUGAAAGAGAUAUCAUAUUCACCAAGAACGGAACAUCGCUCGGUAGGAACCAACCUUCAAGCCACAUACUUCGGGUCUUGGAACUAAUGCAAAUCUUCCAAGGGAUCGCGGCUCGUGCCCCUCCAGGGAAACUAUACGCAGUCGUAGGUAUGAAAAGCUACGGGGCCGCAAUUCGAGCGAACUUUGGCCAGGAACCCUUUCUCUAUCGAGUUCGUGCCGUCUAG